UACAGAGACUCCCUCUGCUUCCGCAGCUUUCUCUCUAUUUCACGUCCCUCAUUUCCUCAUUAUUUCAUCUGGGUGUCGCCUAAUAUCACUCAAAGCAGCUCAAUUACUUCCCCAAAUCGAAGUUCUUGUCGGUCGGAAGCUGAAACCAUGACGGUUGAGCCAAGAGUUGAUGACCCAAAUGACCAAUUUCCGGUUGGAAUGCGUGUUCUCGCCGUCGACGACGACCCCACUUGUCUUUUGAUCUUGGAGACUUUGCUUCGCCGGUGCCACUAUCAUGUCACUACGACCAAUCAGGCUAUUAUGGCACUCAAGUUAUUGAGAGAUAACAAGAACAAGUUUGAUGUGGUUAUCAGUGAUGUCCACAUGCCUGACAUGGAUGGAUUUAAGCUGCUUGAGCUUGUGGGGCUGGAGAUGGACCUUCCUGUUAUUAUGCUGUCUGCAAAUGGAGAUCCCAAACUUGUGAUGAAAGGGAUAACUCAUGGAGCAUGUGAUUACUUGCUGAAACCUGUUCGCAUUGAGGAGCUAAAGAACAUUUGGCAGCAUGUUAUCAGGAGAAAGAAAUUUGAUCCAAAGGAUCAGAUGAAAUCUAUCAAUCAGGCCAAGCUUGAUUCUGAGAAUGGUGAAGAAGUAGCUGAUCCAAAUGGGAAGUUUAAGAAGAAAAGGAAGGAUCAAAACUAUGAUGAGGAUGAUGACCAGGAUUAUAACGGGCAAGAGGACGAUGACUCGUCGACCCAGAAGAAGCCUCGUGUUGUUUGGUCUGUCGAGCUGCAUAGGAAGUUCGUAAAUGCUGUUAACCAGUUGGGCAUAGAUAAGGCAGUGCCCAAAAAGAUUUUGGACUUGAUGAACGUUGAAAAGCUCACAAGAGAAAACGUUGCUAGUCAUCUUCAGAAAUAUAGGCUUUAUCUCAGGAGAAUCAGCUGUGUAGCAAACCAACAAGCUAACAUGGUGACUGCAUUGAGCAGCGCCGACCCUUCGUAUAUGAGACUUGGUUCUCUUAACGGUAUCGGGAAUUUCCAUUCCGUCACUGGACCUCCACCGUUUCCCAACACUGCUUAUAGAUCUAUCCCGACCACCGGGAUGCUCGGUCGAUUGAAUACUCCUGCUUGUAUGGGCAUGAAUGGCCUUUCUUCCCCGGGAACCGUUCCACUGGAGUCUACAUUUCAGCCAAGGCCCCGCAGUGCGAAUAUGUUCCGGGGAAUGCUAGAGUCAUCAGGACUUGAUCGAGUACAACAUGUUAAGCACGGCACCGUGGACGAUCUCGCUCGUGCUUUUGAUCAGAGAACAGUGUUUUCUGCUGCUGGUCAUUUGAGUAAUGACCCCUUGAUUUCAGUAGUAUCUGCAAGCUUGGAAAGUUCACGUCCUUCGGUAGAUAGUAUUCGAUGCACGGGUAACGAUUGGUCGAAGGCUGCUCGUUCAUCUAGGAUGCUCUUGCAUAUAGGAAAUUGUGUUUCUGACAUUGCUUCAAAAUCUACUCAAUCCCAUGAUUCAAGAACAGAUACUCAACGUCAAGCAGCCACGAGUAGCAAUCGAUAUGAUCGAGUAAUCACAAAGGUUCCCGUUCAAGAUUGGAAUGAUCUAGAGGACGCCUAUUACGACACGACCGUGGCCUGUAGCUCAUCGAAUUCAUUCAUACCAGUGAAUCGUGCUGCAGGGACGUUACCAAAGCGUUUCGAAAAUCAGAACACAAUCUUCUCUAGAAGCAAGGAUUUUAACGUGAUUAGUCGAGCAAAUGAUCUCGAUCGUGCAAUGGUGGAUCACGAUCAAUUCAAGAAAUCGUCUAUCGAGACAUCGAUCAUGUUGAAACAAGGAGUUUUGUAUGAUCAUCAGCAAAAAAUGCAAGCUAGAUUUUGUUCAAGUAACUGUGGUUCCUUGGAAGACAUAGCAUGUGCAAUGAUGAAACAGGUACAAGAUGAUGCAAAAUUAUUGGAAGGAGAUUUUGGAUGUGAUAAUUUUCCUAUUGGAACGUGCACGUGCUUGUGAAACCGACCUACUCGAACAAAGGGUCCUCGACUCGGACUGCCAGCGUUAUCUAGUUUUGCGUCGAGCGGAUUUCAAUGUAUUUAGUCCCUGCAGGUUUAGCUCUCUGAUCAUGUUCUUAUUUAGCUUUCUACAUAGUCUGUUUUCCUGUUUGGCAGAGCAGAAGUACUGAAGGAAGUCUCUUUUUCAUUUUGAUUCCAUGACUGUUUAUUGCCUUUAAUGUUGGCCAACAAUUGUACAUUGUAAUUCAUAUGGGUAAUGAUUUUGCUUUCUCUCG
Molecule: messenger RNA, 2254 nt
Organism: Cucurbita moschata (crookneck pumpkin)
Lineage: Eukaryota; Viridiplantae; Streptophyta; Magnoliopsida; Cucurbitales; Cucurbitaceae
Product: two-component response regulator ARR12-like
Exons: 6
Coding region: 148-1980 (610 amino acids)
Biological process (GO): phosphorelay signal transduction system; cytokinin-activated signaling pathway
Molecular function (GO): DNA binding; DNA-binding transcription factor activity
Source: RefSeq, a predicted model, not a curated record